This is a messenger RNA of Branchiostoma floridae (Florida lancelet), 1858 nucleotides long. Its product is annotated as stomatin-like protein 2, mitochondrial. The record is from RefSeq and is a predicted model, not a curated record. Gene Ontology annotation, cellular component: membrane. The coding region runs from base 77 to 1141 and encodes 354 amino acids. The transcript is spliced from 11 exons. Lineage: Eukaryota; Metazoa; Chordata; Leptocardii; Amphioxiformes; Branchiostomatidae.
CUAAAGCGGGUUUCAUUCGAAAUGUUUCCCCACUAUUGAGAGUGAGUUGUGCCGUUGACAUUACAGAGGUGACAAGAUGGCUGGUGUUGUAAGAAGUGGAGCACUCAGCAUGGCACUGAGAAUCGGGGCUAGAACCCGUCCUCAAAUGGGGCUGUUUCCCCAGACAAGUCUGACCCGUCUUGCGCGACAUGCCAGUGGUCUACCAAUGAACACUGUAGUCUUGUUUGUUCCCCAACAAGAGGCCUGGAUAGUGGAGCGGAUGGGCAAAUAUCACAGGAUUUUGGAGCCCGGUCUCAACCUCCUCAUUCCAGUUCUGGACAGAAUCAAGUAUGUUCAGUCCCUAAAGGAGAUAGUAAUUGAUAUUCCAGAACAGAGUGCUAUCACAAUAGAUAACGUGACCCUGCAAAUAGACGGGGUAUUGUACCUGAGGAUAUUGGACCCAUACAAGUCAAGUUACGGUGUAGAAGACCCAGAGUAUGCUGUAACACAACUUGCACAGACCACCAUGAGGUCAGAAAUUGGUAAAAUUACAAUGGAUCAAGUUUUCAAGGAAAGGGAGGUCCUGAAUGUUGCUAUUGUAGAUGCCAUCAAUCUUGCUGCAGAAGCCUGGGGAAUGAGGUGUUUAAGAUAUGAAAUACGCGACAUUCAGAUGCCUGAUAGAGUGAAGGAGGCCAUGGUCAUGCAGGUGGAGGCUGAGAGAAAGAAGAGGGCAGCCAUUUUGGAAUCAGAAGGUCUGAGGGAGGCAGAGAUCAAUGUUGCUGAGGGGAAGAAGAAAGCCCGCAUCCUGGCAUCAGAGGCUGUCAGGAUGGAAGAGACCAACCGAGCAGAAGGAGAGGCCAAUGCAAUUUCCCUGCGAGCCAAGGCCAGGGCAGAGUCCUUGCAAGUAGUAUCUGAGGUGAUCGGAAAGAAGUAUGGAUCCCAAGCGGCAUCACUGAACGUGGCUGAACAGUAUGUUCAAGCUUUCAGCCACCUGGCGAAAACUGGCAAUACGCUGGUGCUGCCGUCCAAUACUGGGGAUGUCAGCAGUAUGGUCGCUCAGGCUAUGGCUAUCUAUGGGAACCUCAAUCAACACAACCAGAAACAGCUGGAAGCUCCAGACAUUACAACUACAGAAGAAAGGAAGAAAGAUUCAACUAUGUAGACAUUGUAGUUAAAGAUGCCAAUGUUCAUGUGCAUUUUUAUGUUUAGUGUUGUACUCAAACCGUUUGAUGUUAUACAUUGAUUUGUCAGUGGAACUUUGUGCUACAUAUGUCCAAUAUUCAAAUUAUGAAUAUUGUUGUACAAAUGUACUUUAAAAGAAAUUUCCGUAGUGGCCAAGUUUUCAAAAUAAGUACAUGUAUUCUUUGUUACUAAGUUUAGCUGUACCAGUUUUUUUUGUAUUUGUUCCAGCAUACAUGAUUAAAAGAGAGAGGGUUCAACAGGCUCUUACAAGCUGCAUGCAUGAGCGUCCUUGAAGAACAUUUUGUAUGAAACUUAUCAAUAGUGUGUAGUACCCUUUGUCUUUUUAUUGUGAUUAUCUCAUAGAAAGUCAUUAUUUCUUCUUAGAUGACAAACUGGGAAAUGAAUAAGCAGAGAGAUAAAAUGUGUGCUAGAAAGUACAACCUUGAGCCUGAUAUGAGCAUGUCGGUAUUACUACCUGUGUGUUAACAGGUGUAUAACAAGAAGCUACUUGUAAGGAAUAGUAGAGGGAUAGCAGCCCAGAGAAACUACAAACUAUAGAAUGUAUUUGUUUUUAUUUGUAUUGAAGUAAAAACAAGUAUGAUUGAUACCUCUGUGUGGACCGAAUUUCCUUUUAACUUUGACAUAAUGAACAGCCAUAAUGGAUUGCUUUGACAUUAUAGAAGAUACAUUACAUGUA